ACCCAUCUCAAGCUCUCACAACUCACAGGUCAGAAGCAAAGCCCGCACGCUCCCCCCAAGUCCUGAGGCAGGCUAGCUAGCUGUGCUCCUCCCGUCCGAGUGCCUGGCGUUGGGGGAAGGAAGGUGAGGCCUCGCCGUCUUCGCGGCGCACGAGCCUGCACCUGGGCCGUUGGUGAGGCGAAGCACAUGACGAACCAGGACGUGGUCGUGUCGGAGAUGGGCAUUGCGGCCGGGGCGGCGCUGCCGGGCCCGAGCCCGGCGCUCUUGGCUUGCCGGGGCGCGGCCGCCGGCGCCAUGUCCCUUCGGUACCUCGACCUGGCCGCGGCCGCCGCGCGCUCGGCCAGCUGCACCUGGGCCGACGCCAUGCGCGCCUCGUCCCCCACCCGCUCCCGCGCCGCCGGCGAUGUCGACGAGUUCACGGCCUGGAUGAGGAAGCACCCGUCGGCGCUCGGCAAGUUCGACCAGAUUGCCAGCGCGUCCAAGGGGAAGAAGAUCGUCAUGUUCCUGGACUACGACGGCACGCUCUCCCCCAUCGUCGCCGACCCCGACGAGGCCUACAUGAGCGACGCGAUGAGGGCGGCGGUGCGCGACGUCGCGAAGCACUUCCCGACGGCGAUCGUGAGCGGGCGCUGCCGCGACAAGGUGCGCAACUUCGUCGGCCUCUCGGAGCUCUACUACGCCGGCAGCCAUGGCAUGGACAUCAAGGGACCAAGCUCCAAUCCGGAGUCGGUCCUGUGCCAACCUGCAAGCGAGUUCCUCCCCGUGAUCGACGAGGUGUACAAGGCGCUGGUGGAAAAGACGAAGUCCACACCUGGAGCCAAGGUGGAGAACAACAAGUUCUGCCUGUCCGUGCACUUCAGAUGUGUAGAUGAAAAGAGAUGGAAUGCUUUGGCGGAGCAAGUCAAGGCCGUCAUCAAGGACUACCCCAAGCUGAAGCUCACUCAAGGGAGGAAGGUUCUGGAGAUCCGCCCGAGCAUCAUGUGGGACAAGGGCAAGGCCUUGGAGUUUCUGCUCGAAUCGCUCGGAUUCGCCAGCUGCAGCGACGUCCUCCCGGUGUAUAUCGGUGACGACCGCACCGACGAGGAUGCUUUCAAGGUGCUGAGGAAGAGGGGUCAGGGCAUCGGCAUCCUCGUCUCCAAGUGCCCCAAGGAGACCAACGCCUCCUACUCCCUGCAGGACCCGAGCGAGGUCAUGGACUUCUUGCUCCGGCUGGUGGAGUGGAAGCGCAAGUCGCCGCCGCCGCCGAUGAUCCGGCCGCGAGUGUAGCUGGCUGGCUCGGUGCGGCAGCCGGUUGGCGGACCGAUCGAAUCGGUGUCCAAUCAUGCGAACAUACCCCACCACCAAUGUUCCCCCUCUCUGACGAUUCUUAGCUUGUGUGGUGGCCUCUGAAACGGACUCGUGGUGGUUGCUGCGUUACACGCGUGUUCUUCGAUUCCCUGGCGGGGCCACACACACACAACUCCUCCUCGUCACUGAAAAUGUUGGAGCAUGUUGGUGCUGCUGUCUAAUACAGUAACCGUGUGUCUGCUUCCCCGGCAAUGUACCACUAGUAGUACCCCUCCCUUCUCGUGUUAUUUUUGUCCCUCGUCUCAUCCCCAUGGGCUUGGAAGGCAUCUGCAAAGCUCCCUGCCGUCCUAGAAGAGAAGAACCUUUGCAAGAAAGAGAAGGUUCCCUUCACCCCAUGUAACUAGCACCUACUAUAUUCUAGGCACUACUGUUCUUUGUACCCUUCUCUGCUGUGUAAAAUGUAGUCUGUAAUAAAAGUAAUUAAGAUCCAAGUAAUGGAAUUAUUUUGCAUUUC
Molecule: messenger RNA, 1801 nt
Organism: Panicum virgatum (switchgrass)
Lineage: Eukaryota; Viridiplantae; Streptophyta; Magnoliopsida; Poales; Poaceae
Product: probable trehalose-phosphate phosphatase 4
Exons: 10
Coding region: 187-1266 (359 amino acids)
Biological process (GO): trehalose biosynthetic process
Molecular function (GO): trehalose-phosphatase activity
Source: RefSeq, a predicted model, not a curated record